Messenger RNA from Chilo suppressalis (striped riceborer), 3650 nucleotides. Lineage: Eukaryota; Metazoa; Arthropoda; Insecta; Lepidoptera; Crambidae. The record is from the annotation of a GenBank genome assembly.
GCCUACACCGAGCGCUGUGUUGGCACGCGGUAGGGCCGCCAGCCUACAGUAUUUUAUGUAGUUUUGUUUUGUCUCUUUUUUCAUCCUAACCACUUAUUUAUAUAUUAUUCCAGAUAUUUUGCCCGAUGGAAAGACCGAAAUACCUAAAUAUUAGAAACAAAUAACGUACUGGUAGAUAGGUAUAUAAAAAAUAUUCUAUAAAGGUAAGACACCUUUCCAAUAUUUCAGGUAGGUAAUUUAAAAAAUGAUAUCUCUGGGUGUGUUAUUGAAGAGUUCAAGCAACCAAAAACAGCAAUUGUGCUGUUGUACGAUAUUGAUCGUCGUUUGUUCUUUUCCAUACUAAAUUAUGUAGGUAUCUACUUAAUUAAAUCAAAUAUUUACAAUACAAAACGCAUGUUUAAGCACGGCUAACUGCAUAAAAAACAAUUCAGACCGUUCGGUCGUCGUUGCGGCGCGGCGGCGCAUUCGCGACUGGGUGCACGCCGAGAGCACAUCGAACUCGAGUGGCGUGUAGGUAUGACUCGCUUUCCGACCGUUUGUAUGAAGAUAGAAUACUGUAUGAUAUUAUUACCGUGACGUGACUAUGCGACCGUUAGAGUUUGGGCGUGGGUCAGGUAUAAAAGACCCUUUUUUCGUGUUCGUGCCGGAACAUCUGCUCCUUAUUCGUAGCAUUCCAGUCAGUUGUCUCGAGUCUUUUGAAGCGAGCAUACGUGUUUGAAAAAUUGUGUGAAAAUGGGUGAUUGUUUCAUUUGCAAAAAACCUCUGUUUGACGAUGUUUAAGUGGCUAAAAAGAGAGCUGUUCAGACUCUUAGCGGCGAGUGUGAAAAGAGGACAUGUGGAGCAUCAACAAAUGUUAGAAAAUAUUGACUCAGUGAGUGUUCAUAGUUCCUGCUACAAAAAAUAUGGAAACCAACGGCUAGCGUCGAUUGCUUCUCGACGAAGUGAGUCUCCAUCGCAAGAACCAGAACCCGAAGAAGAACUGCAGGUCAUUCCCACUUUUGAUUUUAAAAAUCGAUGUUUAUUUUGUGGAGAAAUAUUUUGCAACGAAUCGAAAUUACCAACGCAUAGACGGAAAAAAAUUCAUUCCGUGGUAGAAAUAUCAAUGAAUGAAAAAAUUAUGGGAUACCUGUCUGGACGUGACGAUGAAUUUGCCACUUCAAUCAUCGAGCGUAUCCGAGAUAUACCUGAUCUCGUCGCAGUUGGAGCUCGAUACCAUCGAACAUGUAUUUCUCAUGUAUAUCAUGCACUACCUCAUGGAGAAUAAGAAAGGACGACCUACGGGGGACAAAGUAGACGAGGCAAUGGAAGGAAUUUACUCCUUUCUGAAAGAAAAUUCCGAAGAAUGUCAAUUUUCUAUUAGCGAGUUGAUGAACCAAAUAAAUGGAGAUUUCGUUCCUCACAUCAGAACGGUUAAAAAUUUCAUUCUCAUAAUCGAGAAACAAAAACGUGAUUGCGUGGUGUGCUUUCGAAAUACCGGUUUCAAAAUACUCUCGGAUAAAUGGUACGAAGAAAAAAAAAAGGAUUAUCACGAAGAAAGAUUAAGAGUUAUUCGCGAAGCUGCUGCGAUAAUCCGUGAGGACAUUAGAGGUGUCGUUUACGAUAAAAACAAUUAUCCCCUAUCGGAUGAAUUCGUGAAAGAUGUCGAAGCCGCUGUUCCUGAAUCUUUGCAAGUUUUUCUUACUACAAUGAUAACAAAAGAUAAACGUGGUGCAUUGGAACAAUGGAAAAAAAAAUGUACAGCGAUAGCUCACUCCAUAAUAACAGCCGUACGUCCGCGUUCGUUUUUCUCUCCGCUGCAGUUAGGUGUUGGGACUUUCCUUUACAAGAAAUUUGGUUCAAAAAGUCUCAUCAACAUAUUAUCAGCUAUGGGAUUCUGUGCACCGUAUCGAGAAAUAACAAUUUUCGAGAAUUCAUGCAUUCAUCGAGCUGAAAGUGAAAUUUUGGAAAAUUCCUUCAGUCAAUUUGUAUUUGACAAUGCGGAUUUUAACAUAAACACCCUUGACGGUCAUGGAACGUUUCAUGCAAUGGGAGGAAUACACUGCGUGACUCCCUACACAUCUAUCCAGCGUGAGAAAAAAAUCCCGCGUAUUGUCGAAAUAAAAUCAGCUUCAGUAGUUGCACAAUUGGGCAUGGUACCUGUACUCUCUUACAACAAACAUAAAUCGGCAGGCUUACAGGCUAUAACUGUUGCCGAUGUCGAAGCUCUUCGUCAACUUCCAAGCGAAAUUUUACCAACAAUACCAGAUUUGAUCUGGCUUUACGGAAAAUGGAGUUGCUCUGUUGGAAUUCCAGGAUGGAAUGGAUUUAUGGAGAGUGUAACCGCCAAUGUGCCAUACGAACGCUCAAAAGUUAUCUGUCUUCCGUUUAUCAAUGCGCCGCCAUCGGAUUAUGACACGAUCCUGACAUCGCUUCUCGAAGCUGUCGAGAAUUCGAAGCGUUGCAGUCAAAAAACCACCUUCAUCACAUUUGAUCAACCGCUGUACUGGAAAGCUCGCGACAUCGUGGGAGCUGCUGACCCAACAUCCGAUUUAAAAAACGUCGUAGUGAGACUUGGUGGAUUUCAUCUCCUGGUGUCGUUUAUGGGAUCAAUUGGCAUGAUCAUGUCCGGUAGUGGGGUUGAAGAGCUUUUCAAGCUCAUUUAUGCAGAAAAUUGUGUUGAAAAAAUUCUUGCCGGCCACGCAUAUGCGAGAGCUGUUCGCGCGGCAAAGCUAUGGGUACAGUACCAUCGCAUGGUUUCUCUGGUGAAGAACUUCCUGGAAGCAGAAAGAUCCGGUAAUUGGGAACUUCAUCUCGAUACCAUACAAAAAAUGCUUCCUUUCUUUCAUGCCAGCGUCCACUUCCUGUAUGCGAAGUCUGCUCAUUUAUACCUACAAGAUAUGCGAGCUCUGAGUGAAAAAAUACCCAUAGAAGAUUACGUCAAGUUCACUAGACGUGGCUGCUUCACGAUUCGUCGCUCGGAAAAAUUUUGGUCUGGGAUAAUGUCGGACAUGACGAUAGAGCAGACUCUUAUGCGAUCCAUGAAGACAACAGGAGGACUGACUCAGGGACGGGGAAUUACAGACAGCACAAUAGCAUCGUGGACUUUGGGCAUGGUUCAGCUUCAAAACAUUUGUGAACAAAUUGAAAAUUUUUCCGGAGUAUCCUGCUCUACGACCGAACAGCACGUUGACAUGAGACCCUCGCGGAUUUCUCGAGACAAUUGUGACGUUGAGAAAUUGGACAUGUGGCUCGCAGGUCAUAAUCCUUUUCCAGAGAACAAAGAAUUGAUGUCUAUCGGCACAGGAGUUAUUGCAAACGAGAACAUUAAUUGUCAUCGUGCAUACGAAAUUGGUCGCGAAAUGAUGAAUAAAAUCAUAGGAGUGGAUUUCGGGUCUUUGUCAUUCAGAAGGAAGGAUAAAGUGCUCUCUUUAUCGACAGUAAAUACCAGCAUUACAAUCGACGAGUCACCAGUUCCGAUCGAUCCAUUGUUGCUCUUCCAAAGAAUGUGCAUAACGAAGAAUUCCGAGACUGACCUGAAAAUUUUUCUGGCAUACGAGCUCGCUCCGUUCCCAUUGUCAUUGUUCACCGAAGAAGGAAUGCGAAAAGGAACAAAGUCGCUAUUAUACAACGCCUUCGAACCUUUGACAGAAAAUUUCCAAACUGGUGACUGA